UACAAUCACACACUCAAUUUCUGGGGAUCUGAGAGCUUCAAUGGUGUUAAAUUUAGUUUAGUAAUAUCAGUUAAGUUUAGUAAUCUAGUAAUAUCUUUUAAUAACUGAAGAACACUUUUUAGCUGCAGGUGAAGAGGAUUUAAGGAGAAGAUUCAAAGACCUGCCAUACAAAAUAUAUUUAAUCUGACUGCUCGACAUUGUGUUUCAGUGCUUGAAGUUCCAGCUUCAGCUCCAAAUCCAUUUAAAAUCAUGAUACUCUUCCUGAAGCUCACUCUACUCACCUUCAUUGCAGCUCAGAGCUUGUUUGUUGCUGGAGAGAAUAUAAUUACCUGCGAUGAUGAUAUCCAGCAGCUUGCUUGUGACACCGGACUGAUAUUAGUGAAGUCUUCUUUGUAUGGCCGUACUGACAACGAUACCUGUGGUAUUAGCUGGGACCCAUUUAACCCUGUCAAUACCAGCUGUUCUUCGAAGAUUUCCACUAUUGCUGAUAGAUGCAAUGGACUAAGAGUGUGUGAGGUAAAGACAGCUUUACUUUAUACCCCUGACCCAUGUUAUGGAACUUACAAGUACUACAACACCACUUAUGAGUGCAUCAGUGGCCGAGUCGCUGUGAUCUGUGAGCGUGGCUACAGCACACUGGACUGCGGAGACGGAACUAUUCAGAUCAUAAAUGCGAACUAUGGCCGCAGUGAUUCAGUAACCUGUUCCAAUGGACUUUCUAACAGCUUGAUUCAGAACACCAACUGUUUCGCUCCAAAAACAUCCUCAAAAGUGGCCACACUCUGUAAUGGACAGAGCAGAUGCACUGUAGAAGCUUCAUACAGCAUCUUUACUGACCCUUGCAGUGAGACUGUUAAAUACCUCACUGUGUCCUACAUGUGCACUAGAACGACUGUGACCUGUGAACACAAUACUGCCGUGCUGACAUGCGGUGCUCACCGUAUAAAGAUCAUCAGUGCUAACUACGGACGAACUGAUUCCACCACAUGUUCUUCAGGACGACCUACCAGUCAAAUCACCUAUACAAAUUGCUAUUCACCUGACGCAGUAAAUAAAGUUGCAGCUAGAUGUGAGGGACAGAGCAGGUGUGAGGUGCCUGCGACAAACAAUUUCUUCUCUGACCCUUGUGUUGGCACCUUUAAGUACCUGACAAUUGCAUACUCCUGUAUUUAACCAGCAACUCAAGGGAUUCCAGCUUUCUCCCCAGUCUCUUCAACCUGAAAAAGAAUUAGACCAAGAUUUAGAUACACAAACGUGCAGAGGAUGGGGUGCAGGAGUUUUUUUUUGUUGGUGCACUUAAUAUUUGCAUAUUAUACUAACUGCUGUAAUGAUUUCAUUUUCAAAUGUACUUGUUAUUGUUACAAUAAUUGGCAAUAAAGAUCAUCUAAACGCAA
Molecule: messenger RNA, 1394 nt
Organism: Hemibagrus wyckioides
Lineage: Eukaryota; Metazoa; Chordata; Actinopteri; Siluriformes; Bagridae
Product: rhamnose-binding lectin-like
Exons: 13
Coding region: 250-1173 (307 amino acids)
Molecular function (GO): carbohydrate binding
Source: RefSeq, a predicted model, not a curated record